Ipomoea nil (Japanese morning glory) is the source of this 920-nucleotide messenger RNA. Its product is annotated as glycine-rich RNA-binding protein 4, mitochondrial-like. The record is from RefSeq and is a predicted model, not a curated record. Gene Ontology annotation, molecular function: RNA binding. NCBI's taxonomy places the organism in Eukaryota, Viridiplantae, Streptophyta, Magnoliopsida, Solanales, Convolvulaceae. Bases 285 to 635 code for a protein of 116 amino acids. The transcript is spliced from 6 exons.
AAAAACUACUGCCUUUCACUCUCGCCCCAACGCGGCCACGUCCAGUCGCCCCCAGACGGCUAGAGACUAUCGCUCCGCCGGUCGCUGCUCCGUCAACCUCAGCAACAGCCGGCAACUCUAUCGCCCACUGAAGUAGCCUCACGGAGUUACGCUGUCAUGACUCUCAAUUUGGAUCCUAUUGCGAUUCACUUAUAAUGGAUUGUAAGUAACUAUUGCAUGUCAGAUGAAGCGUGUUGGAAAUACAGGUAGGAUCAAGCAGAGUACACCAUCCAGAAUAAAGACCAAUGCCCCGAAUGCAAUGCCUGAAUGCCAUCCCCAUCUCUGCUGCAGUCCCACUUGCCAGAAGGCUCAUGUCAAGCCUCGCUUGCCGCAAUCUGUUCAUCGGAGGCCUUUCAUACGACACCAAUGAAGCUGUCCUUAAGGGAGCUUUUGAGAGCCAUGGUGAAUUAAUUGAAGGAUACAUUGUAUUGCGUGUUUUAGUGAAGGUAAUAUGUGACCACAAAAGUGGGAAAUCCAAGGGCUAUGGGUUUGUGAAAUUUGAGUCUGAAACUGCAGCAAGCAAGGCUUUAAAGGAAAUGGAUGGCCAGUUAUUGGAUGGCAGAAGUAUAAGAGUCCAUUAUGCCCAGAAAGGAUGACUUCCAAGGAUACCACACAUGAUACUUUAGUUUCUGCGCAGUGAGCAAAAAUCUAGUCUCUGUCGAUCAGUUGAGUCACCAUGGUUUUUUCCUCUACUAUCUUGUCGGGCCGAGGUGUAGGGGCGCUUGGGGUGGGCGAAUUCACUUACUUUUAGUGGCCCCUUUUCUGUGUCUGUAUGGUGUAACAACUGGAAUUCUUGGGGUCCUCUUGGGUUCAAGUUGGUUCAAAAUGAUGAAAAUUAUUUUUCAAACAGAAUAGUUACAAGAUGUACCAAAUAAAUUCAU